This is a messenger RNA of Pecten maximus, 666 nucleotides long. RefSeq lists its product as uncharacterized. Lineage: Eukaryota; Metazoa; Mollusca; Bivalvia; Pectinida; Pectinidae. Bases 1 to 666 code for a protein of 221 amino acids. The record is from RefSeq and is a predicted model, not a curated record. The transcript has a single exon.
AUGGAAGGUGUGGACCAAAAUAAGGAAGGUGUGGACCAUUAUAAGGAAGGUGUGGACCAACAAAAGGAAGGUGUGGACCAACAUAAGGAAGGUGUGGACCAACAUAAGGAAGGUGUGGACCAACAAAAGGAAGGUGUGGACCAACAUAAGGAAGGUGUGGACCAAAAUAAGGAAGGUGUGGACCAACAUAAGGAAGGUGUGGACCAACAUAAGGAAGGUGUGGACCAACAUAAGGAAGGUGUGGACCAAAAUAAGGAAGGUGUGGACCAACAAAAGGAAGGUGUGGACCAAAAUAAGGAAGGUGUGGACCAACAUAAGGAAGGUGUGGACAAAUUUAAGGAAGACAUGGACUACGAAAAAGAAGUCAUGGACCAAUAUAAGGAAGUCAUGGACCAAUAUAAGGAAGUCAUGGACCAAUAUAAGGAAGUCAUUGACCAUAUAAGGAAGUCAUGGACCAAUAAAGUCAUGAACCAAUAUAAGGAAGUCAUGGACCAAUAUAAGGAAGUCAUGGACCAAUAUAAGGAAGUCAUGGACCAAUAUAAAGAAGUCAUGGACCAAUAUAAAGAAGUCAUGGACCAAUAUAAAGAAGUCAUGGACCAAUAUAAAGAAGUCAUGGACCAAUAUAAAGGGGUCAUGGACCAAUAUAAGGAAGUUAUGGACCAAUAA